Messenger RNA from Dentiscutata heterogama, 936 nucleotides. NCBI's taxonomy places the organism in Eukaryota, Fungi, Glomeromycota, Glomeromycetes, Diversisporales, Gigasporaceae. The record is from the annotation of a GenBank genome assembly.
AUGGGUGACAUCUUUAGCCCCCCCGUUUCCAAUAGUAAUACAAAAAAACCUAAAAUUUACUCAUCUUUUUAUAUUUAUGUUAUCGUUCCAGUUCAAUCAUUCUUCCGUUCUCAUAUAGUCCGGCCAUCAAAAGAAUACUCUUUAAUAUUUACUUCUGUCAUAUUAAUUCUUUUGUCUAUUUUACUUCUUAUUAUCCUUUUGCUUGGUAGUUCUAAAACUAUUUAUUUGUCAAAAUUUACUUUUGAAGCACCGAUAAAAUUAAUUACAAAAAAAAAUGAUAUAACUUUCAGUUUAUACGGUUAUUGUUUAGAUAAUUCAUGCACUACACCUUCACUGGUUAAUAAUUUUGAUAAAUUGCCAUCUUCUUCAGAAAUCACUGGUAAAUACUUAAACAAAAAACGUCUCGAUAUUCCAAUUUUGUCAAUCCCAACUCCUUCAAUUCCUGGUGUAGAACCAGCUGUUUCGGCCAUUAGUAGUGCUGUCAUCAAUGCUGCAAAUACUGCUGCAAAUACCGCUACAAAUACAGCCGGGGAAAUUGCUGCAGUAGCCCCGGGUUUAUUAUCUAAAUUAUUAAGUGCUUUCGAUAAUUUUAAACCAAGGAGUUCUACCGUUAAUUUUUCGAGGUUUUUCUCAAUUCCAUAUUUAAUAGCUUUAAUAUUUAAUGUAAUCUCUCUACCUUUAUUAUAUUUUCAUUUUACAAUUAUUGCUGGUUUACUCAUAUUAACUUCUUUCUUACUUAAUAUCAUUGCUUGUUUUUUUGAUCUCUUACUGUUUGUUUGGGUAUUUGAUCUUAUUUCCAUUAUUCCUGGUAUUGGAAGUCAAAUUACUAGUCCUGACAUUUAUUUAGCUACUAUGAGUGCUUCUUUCUUAACCGUUGCUGCUAUAUUAUUAUGUAUUGAUUUAUGCAAUACUGUCAGGAUCACUAGUAAAUCUUAA